Molecule: messenger RNA, 532 nt
Organism: Penaeus chinensis
Lineage: Eukaryota; Metazoa; Arthropoda; Malacostraca; Decapoda; Penaeidae
Product: pro-resilin-like
Exons: 3
Coding region: 20-424 (134 amino acids)
Cellular component (GO): extracellular matrix
Source: RefSeq, a predicted model, not a curated record
UCUGAAAUCUUACAACAAUAUGAACACCACGGUCUUCAUCCUCCUCGGUCUGGCAGCCAUUGCUGCUGCAGAUAGCUUCGAGUCCUACGAAUACAGGCCACCACAGAGGCGCUCCUCUGAGGAAUCCUACGAAUCCGGUGAAGCCAAGUACGACUUCCAAUGGGCUGUCGAUCACGAAGACUCUGGCAACAACUACGGACACCAGGAAGCUCGUGACGGUGAAGACACUCAGGGAUCCUACUACGUGCACCUCCCCGACGGUCGCCUGCAGACCGUCAAGUACUUCGUGGACGGCGACUCCGGCUACGUGGCUGAGGUCAACUACGAGGGCGAGGCUCGAUUCCCCGACUCGUACGAGUCUGCUUCCUUCGAGUCCCGCGAAUACAGGCCACGAUACGUCUAUGACUCCAACGAGUCGAAGUAAUGAGUCUGGCUUUAUCGAACUUCUGUAGAUAAGGUUUUCAAAGAUGUUCAAUUUAUAUAUUUAUGUACAAAAUUAAUAAAUCUGCUUUCUGGAACAAAUUUUGAUGCA